AUGUCUCUCAAGGCCAUCCAUGUGUCGGAAGUGCCCAGCCUGGACCACUUCCCUGAUAACCCGUCCCUCUGCUCGUCUCGUUUCAAGAUCAAAGCUGGGUCUUUCAAGAUCCCCACGUUUCUGGUGCUGGGACAUAGAGGGCACGGCAUGAACAUGCUGCAGUCGCCGGAUCCGAGAUUCUCUGCUCUCAAGGAGAACUCAAUCCUCUCCUUCAAUGCCGCUUCAAAACUCCCUCUCGACUUCAUCGAAUUCGAUGUUCAGGUCACCAGAGAUGGCUGCCCAGUCAUAUUCCACGACGACUUCAUCUACUCCGAGGAACAGGGAGUGGUUUACGAGAAGAGGAUCACGGAGCUUAGCUUGUCGGAGUUCAUGUCUUACGGCCCGCAGAGGGAAACCGACAAGAGAGGGAAGCCAUUGCUGAGAAAGUCAAAGGAAGGGAAGAUCCUCAAGUGGAGCGUCCAAGGAGACGACCCUCUCUGUACUCUCCAGGAGACCUUUGAGAAAGUCGAUCCCAAGUUGGGUUUCAACGUCGAGCUCAAGCUUGACGACAAUCUCCUCUACACCUCUGAUCAUCUCUCCCGUCUUGUCCUCCCAAUCCUGCAGGUUGUGUCUGAUUUUGGAAAGGACAGACCAAUCAUCUUCUCCAGCUUUCACCCCGAUGCUGCCCUUCUUGUCAGGAAGUUGCAGAGCACCUACCCCGUCUUCUUCUUGACAAACGGGGGAACAGAGAUGUAUUACGACGUGAGAAGGAAUUCGCUGGAGGAAGCAAUCAAGGUAUGCGUAGAAGGAGGCCUUGAAGGGAUUGUGUCGGAGGUGAAGGGAGUAUUCCGAAACCCAGCCAUCGUCAAGAAGAUAAAAGAAUCCAAGCUCUCCCUCAUGACAUACGGCAAGCUCAACAACGUACCAGAGGCGGUCUAUAUGCAGCAUUUGAUGGGAAUUGAGGGAGUGAUUGUGGAUCACGUGGAGGAGAUGACAGAGGCGGUGAGGGAGAUGAUGAAGCCAUCCACGAGAGAUGCUGAUGACACUAAUAAGCCAAAGCCAAACUUCUCUGAGAGAGAGCUCUCUUUUCUUCUCAAGCUCAUUCCCGAGUUGAUUCAGCACUAG
Molecule: messenger RNA, 1104 nt
Organism: Arabis nemorensis
Lineage: Eukaryota; Viridiplantae; Streptophyta; Magnoliopsida; Brassicales; Brassicaceae
Source: the annotation of a GenBank genome assembly